This is a messenger RNA of Myodes glareolus (Bank vole), 1077 nucleotides long. RefSeq names its product RWD domain containing 1 (gene Rwdd1). Gene Ontology annotation, molecular function: protein binding. NCBI's taxonomy places the organism in Eukaryota, Metazoa, Chordata, Mammalia, Rodentia, Cricetidae. The record is from RefSeq and is a predicted model, not a curated record.
CGGGCGGCCCGCCGAGACGGGCUGUUUCGCUGCAGACCGGGCCAGGCGUGGGGCCAGGCCUUUCUAUCCGGACUCUGCGCGUGCGCCCGCCCGGCAGCCGGCGGCCGCCGUGUCCGCGCAGCGUGCCUUCGGGGUGUCGCGCUGAUGCACGGGCGGCAGCGCGGGCCACGAUGACAGAUUACGGCGAGGAGCAACGCAACGAGUUGGAGGCUCUGGAGUCCAUCUAUCCCGACUCCUUCACAGUAUUAUCAGAAAACCCACCCAGCUUCACCAUCACUGUGACGUCAGAGGCUGGAGAAAACGAUGAAACUGUCCAGACUACUCUCAAGUUUACUUAUAGUGAAAAAUACCCCGAUGAAGCUCCCCUUUAUGAAAUAUUCUCCCAGGAAAAUCUAGAAGAUAAUGAUGUCUCAGACAUUUUAAAAUUACUGGCAUUGCAGGCCGAGGAGAAUCUCGGCAUGGUGAUGAUCUUCACUCUUGUGACAGCCGUUCAGGAAAAGUUAAAUGAGAUAGUUGAUCAGAUAAAAACCAGAAGAGAGGAAGAAAAGAAACAGAAAGAAAAGGAAGCAGAAGAAGCAGAGAAGAAACUGUUCCAUGGCACUCCUGUUACGAUUGAGAAUUUCUUGAGUUGGAAAGCCAAGUUUGAUGCAGAACUCCUGGAAAUUAAAAAGAAACGGAUGAAAGAAGAAGAACAAGCAGGAAAAAAUAAACUAAGUGGGAAACAGUUAUUUGAAACAGAUCAUAAUCUUGACACAUCUGACAUCCAGUUCCUGGAGGACGCUGGGAACAACGUGGAGGUGGAUGAGUCCUUGUUCCAGGAAAUGGAUGACUUGGAGCUGGAGGAUGGUGAUGAUGAUCCCGACUACAAUCCUGUUGCUGCAGGGAGCGACUCGGACUGACAGACUGUCCCUGAUUCCAGAGAGGCGUGACCGCCACAGCAUCUGUGGCUAUACUGAGAGGGGUGUGGAUCUUCCUUUCGUUUUUUUCUAAGAAAAAACAUAUUUUUCAGGAGAAUAUUCUUCUGAUAGCUUUCAACAUUGAACUUAAUAAACUGCCCAUAAAAUUUCAAAUAUAAAA